Messenger RNA from Drosophila ficusphila, 4545 nucleotides. RefSeq lists its product as uncharacterized. Lineage: Eukaryota; Metazoa; Arthropoda; Insecta; Diptera; Drosophilidae. The coding region runs from base 824 to 4018 and encodes 1064 amino acids. The record is from RefSeq and is a predicted model, not a curated record. The transcript has 2 exons.
AAGUAUCGAAGGGUUUUUCUGGCGAAUGCAACGAUUUAACAAUGUGUAAAGAGCCUUAUCAGUUAGUCAUCUUCAAGGCCGCAAGCCACCUUUACCUUUACCUUUGCCAUCAACUUCAAUCAGUUGUUUGCCCAGAACACUCCAUAGAGAUAUCACUAUUUAUGGAUGUUCCAUGUCAACAUCAGACGGCAGACAAUAGAACGACAGGCCAUAAAGAUGGCACAGUGGUUCAACUUCUUAUUUAAAACAAUUGUUAAACUUAAAUCAAGGUGAGAAUAUCUAUAGAGUAACAAAUGUAAUUAACAUUGAUAUAGAAACGAACAAUUUUUAAUCAAACUGAAGCCAGAGCCUGAGAGAUCUUCGUUGAGCAGAUAUAUUUUUUUACUUAUCUACUUUUUACUUAUUUAAUAUCUCCCUUGAUUUACGGAAGUCAAUUAAAGAUCUUAUCGUUUCCCUAAUUUCGGUAGCCCACUUGACUUUUCGUAAUGCUUUCGCAGCACCGUGAAGUGGAAUUUGAUUCUGUUUGCUAUCGAAAUAUAAUAUAUAAGAAUACCAGGAACUAGGUGCUAAAUUCAAAAGCAGAAGGAAGAGGAGGAGGUGGUGGCCAGCCGGAAGAGACGUUCCAGAUCUUAUCGCAGAGAUUGCAAGUGUCAUUAGUAGAUCGCCGAUUGGUGAUUGCUGAUUGGUGGUUGGUGAUUGGUGAGAUUGGUGAGAUUGGUAGUGGGUGAGUUGCCAUCGCAGAUUGCACCUUUUAUGAGGCCACCGAGGCGGCGAGAUAUGAGAAGCGCAAUUCAGUCGCGAACUAUCGAUCGAAACCGCAGCUAUGGGCUGCUCCUGGUCGCGAUCCGAUCCGCAGGAUCGAUCCACUGCCACGCCCAACGCCCUGCAGGCGGCCAUUCCCGUCCAGCGUUCGCAGCGGCGCCGUCGCCAGGAGGAGAAGCGUCUGCGCCAGCUCCAGAAGCUCCAGAAGCGCAAUGCCCGCAAGCGACGCCGCAAAAGGAGUUCCAAUUCGGGUCGCAAUGGUGGCGGUGGUUCCGUCCAGAGGCGUCGGGGAUCGGGGACCAACUGCCGAUCGCGGCCAGAUCUCGCCCUGCAGCUGCGCCUGCUGGGCGGCAGCAAUGGCAGCACGGCCACCGAGUGCGUGAGCGCCCUGUAUGCCAGGACACUGGAGCAGCAGCGCGAGGAGCUGCAGCGGACCGUGGAGCAGCGAACGCUCCUCCAGCUGGAGAGGGAGCUGCACACCUUCCUGCUCAACCAGCUGCUCCUGGGCGUCCAGUUCUUCGGGCACUUUGAGAGCGAAAUGGCGGCGGUGGACGCCGAGUCGCUGGCCAGGAGAGCCAGCUGCUCCGCCGAGAAGCUGGCCGAGCACAGCCUGCUCCAGAGCAGUGCCGUCGAUGUGGCUGUCGCCAGGAAUUUGCUCUUUAAAUCCUCGAAGAGUGCUCCGCAGCCGCUGCAGAAGCCGGUGACGUACGUGGUGUUCGAGAACGUGGACGUGGCGCGACCCCACGACGCCAACUACGACACGGUGGCCUCCCUGUGCAAGGUGCUCCUGGAGACGGACUACUACGCCACCACGCCGUGUCGCUCCGAGUUCGUCCAGCUGAUGGAGCUCACCCGCUGGAUGGGCUACGUGCGACUGAAGCUGCGCGAUCCCACGCCCCCUCUCCCGGUGGUCAGUACUUCACCUGCUCCACCGGUGAGCAGCGAUGAGGAGUGCAUCUACUCGGAUCCCUCCGCCGGAGCAUCCGCCUUCUCCACCUUCUCAUCGUCACGAUCCUCGUCCUCGGGCUACAGUUCCGGGGACUACGACUACGUCUACUUGGCCAGGCUGAACACACCACGUCCGCUGGACGAGCUUCGGUUUCCCCGGGAGUUCGAUUUGCAGCGGAACGUUCUGCCGGAGAGCUGCAUCCGCCGGCUGGCCAACUGCCUGCCACCUUGGCUGGAGCAGACCGACGACGAGGACUCAUCGUCCUCCAGCAGCGAGGAAGAGGAGGAGGAGGAUGAACAGAAUCUGGAUCGGAAGUACCCUCCAGCUGGCUAUGAAACCGUUCAAAUCCUCCGGCAAUGCCGCGUGGAGCAACUGCAGCAGUGCUACCUGAGCUCCCAGCAGUUCAUGCUCUACUUCGGGGAGCUCCUUCGCCAGCAGUUGGCCACCGAACUGGGCAUCACCCAGACCCAACUGUCCGCCGGUUCGUAUCGCGGAUGCAGCGUUUACACCGCCAGCGAGGAGCUGGUGCCCGCCAUCCAUGUGCCGCACUCCUGGCCCGACUGCGCCUUCGAGUUCUGGCUGAGGGCUCGUCCGAUGGUCACCAAUCUGCACACCGCCGAGCAGUUCCAGUGGCCCACGGAGCAGAUGCGGAAGCGUAUCCGCUCGUUCGGCUUCCACCUGGUGCCGGUGGGCUAUGCGCCGAAGCACUCGAGGAACCCCUUCAGGGAGCUCGAGUGGCGCAUCGUCUUCCCGCAGGCGGAGCAGUUCCUCGAGCGCCACUGCCUGACGCCCAUGCAGCUGAAGGUCUUCCAGCUGAUGAAGCUGCUGGUCCGGACCUUCGUGGACUGUUCAUCCGAUGGCCAAUCCCAGGGAGCUCUGCUCGAGCAGCUGCGGGCCCAUCUCUUCUGGCAGUGCGAACGGCACAGCAACGACUGGCCGGAGGAGUUCCUCGGCGAGCGCCUGGUCAGGUUCAUCCGCUCCUUCGACGCCCGCUUGGCUGAGAAGCACCUGAGCGACUACUUCAUCGAGCGGCGGAAUCUGUUCGAGCACGUGCCGGAGGACACGCUGAUGAAGCUGCGCACCAUUAUGGCUGGCAUCGCGGAGCAGCCGCUGCUGCAUGUCGUCCAGGCGCUGAGGAGCCUCCAGCACUCGCCGGACUUCUAUCCGAAGCUGGAGUACAAGCGGCUGCUGGACAACCUCUUCAGCCAGGAUUACCUGGAGCUGCACGGCUGGGGGAAGUUCUCGCGACCCCGCCAGGGAUUUCCCGCCCAGGAGAGCAGCAGGGAGGAGAACCAAGAGGAGCGGGGAAACCCUCCUCGGAAGGAGGGAAUCACCGAUGCGCGGGGACUCCUUGGAUUGGCGCAGCACCAGGAGCGAACGAGGGGCAAGCUGCGCAGGAAGACGCAGCUCCUGAAGGCCACCAACCAGCAGCUCCGGCUGACGGAGGCGGAGCAGCGACGUGGCUCAAUGGACUCCCUGGACCUUCAGUUGUUCCUGGCCCACGCGAAUUCGGAGAUCGCCAAGGGAGGAAACACUUCCCAGCCGCAGUUCAACAACGGCGUGGAGAUCCUGCGAAGGAGCAACAUCCUCGAGGUGCUCCUCGACCAUCUGCUGGCCAUGCUGGGCCAGGCCAUUCGCUUCGGGAACCGCGGACAUGCCCAGCUGUACCUGGAGCAGGGCCAGAGGUUGUGUCGCCUCUACCAGCACUUGGGUUGCUCUCAGCAAUCCCAGCACUUUGUCCAGGAACUCCAGCAGGCAGCCAGCCAAAUGGAAGGCAUGUCCGGAAGUCACCAACCAAGUGGAACCGGAGAGAUCACCCAAGUGGAGGAGCAAACGCCGCCAGUGCGAAGGAAAUCCAUCAAGUUUCAGGAGCAUGUGGCGCAGAUUCACUCGCCAGAUUCCCUUAGCGGAAAAAAUCCUUUGCCGCAGCUCAAAAACCAAAAGCUAAAUGGAAUCUUGAGGGGUCAUCAUCAAGCGGAAACGGAGGAAAUAGAAGUCCUGGAGGAGGAGGAGGCUAUCCAAGCCACCUUGAUCGAAAGAGUGCCAGCCACUGGAGAGCCAAGCGAAGUUGAAGCACAACCACAAACGGAAAAGGAUUCGAGCUCGGGGGAAUCCACCAAGGAGGAAACCCUUCUCUCGCUGAACGGAAUCCUCCAGAGACUCAACUUGGAUGCGGAUAAGGUGCAAGCCCUCAGCAGUAGAACAGAGCAGCUGGUCCAAAAAGUGGCUCCUUCGGAAGCCAAGAGGGAGGAACUCAAAGAGAUCUUGAAGCGCAAGACGCAGAAGCUCAAAGGAGCUUUCAAUUGAAGAUAAUACUACAUAUAUAAUAUAUAAUAUAAUAUAUAAUAUAUUAAUAUAAUAUAUAAUAUAAUAUAUAAUAUAAUAAUAUAAUAUAUAAUAUUAUAAUAUAAUAUAUAAUAUAAAGUAAGUCCCCGAAGAUUAGUGAUAUAUGGUUACAGAUAAGAGAUAAGAACGGAUUUACUAGAUAGCUAUAGUUAUAAGCUCAUAAAUAUCUUAUAUAGUUUCUUAAUACUUCCCGAUUGGUCAUUUGGUAAUGAAGGAAUUCCGUUGAAUUUCCCCAAGAUAAUCGAGUCAUUGAAUAUGUUUACUAAAUAAAAAACCAGUCAGGGAAAACAAACAUGAAAUCUACUCAAUUUUGUUGAUAAACAUCUUCAGCCCAUUCUGAUUAAAGUUAUAUGUGAGCAAUAAUAAAUAAUAAUGAGCACUUAAAGCGUAAUUAUAGUUAUUGCUUUUGUACAGAAGCAAGAUCUUUCAAGUUGAUUGAUAUUCGAAAUGCUUUCAAUAAAUUAAAGUAAACAUUUAGGUUAAAAGAA